AUGUACUACUUUUGUGAGCUUAUAGGAGAGGACUUCCAAGAGUGUAUCGUAUUCCGAGUAUUUACAAAACCAUACCCGACGUAUGAUGAACAGCCACUACUACCCUUCCGCUCUGGCGGACCUGCUCUUCUCACGGGAUUUCGACUUGCCUUUUCCUACUCCGUUAUAGCGGCAUUCCCUCUCCGACCAUCUCUCCCCGUCGUCACUAUCAUCAUCUCUUGCUUCUCAAUACAGGAAUCCAUCCAAUUCAGACACACUCACAUGGGAUCGGACUUGCUACGGUCGCCGACUAAUCAAGACAUCAGCACGGAGAAAGCCACCCGGUCUUCCUCACCACCGCCACUCCCCGUGGUGACCCCCGCUGUUACUGCUGCUGCUGCUGCUUCUACCGCUCAAGUGGACCCUGAAGAUGACUGGGCUGGUCUCUGCGACCGCCAGGAACGCCGGCGACGACAGAAUCGGCUGAACCAACGAGCAUACCGGAAACGGAAACAAGCCGAACGCAGCGGCAAUAAUGCCCUGGCCAUACGUUCAUCCUCAUCCCACCCACCACCACCAUCACUAGGCACCAACAUUAAGAUUGAGCAAGGCAGCUCAUCAUCGCCACCAUCCUCCUCCUCCUCCCCCUCCUCAGACUCCAACCCCUCCCAGACCCUCACCCGCCGAACCCUAACCAGAGAAGCCUCCAAACCGGAAAACAUCCGGCGGAUAUUCGAGCACUUCGCCCGGGUCGCCUACGAAAGCUACUUCCGCGGCUCUCCCUCAGCCGAUCACCUCCUCACGCUGAGCAAACUGAACGUCUUCCGCGCCUUCAUGACCAACAUGACCGUCCUCGGCUUCGGCAAUCAAACCACCUGGUGUGAUGACGACGAUGCCCUCUCCCUCUUCAACACCUUACCUCCGGAGGCUAUUGAGGAAAAGAAAUUGCCUGUGAGUCUGCGUCCGACAAAGAUCCAGAUGCAGGUGCCGCAUCAUCCGUGGUUGGAUUUUUUCCCGUUGCCGCGUCUCCGGGAUAAUUUGUGCUUGAUGAUCGAUCGGUUUGAUGAUGAUGAACUUUGUCAUGAUGUGAUGGGGUUCUGGGAUAAUGCGUCGGACACGUGUAGUCUGCUGGUGUGGGGAGAGCCGUCGGAUCCGGCGAAUUGGGAGGUCACGGAGCAGUUUUUGAGGAAGUGGCCGUGGGUGUUGAGAGGGUGUCCGGAGUUGUUGAAGAGUACGAAUCGGUGGAGGCAGAAGAGGGGGGAGAAGAUGAUUAUAAGGUAUUUGUAG
This is a messenger RNA of Aspergillus niger, 1266 nucleotides long. RefSeq lists its product as uncharacterized. The transcript is spliced from 3 exons. Lineage: Eukaryota; Fungi; Ascomycota; Eurotiomycetes; Eurotiales; Aspergillaceae. Bases 1 to 1266 code for a protein of 421 amino acids. The record is from RefSeq and is a predicted model, not a curated record.